Messenger RNA from Onthophagus taurus, 2295 nucleotides. RefSeq names its product Minichromosome maintenance 7 (gene Mcm7). Gene Ontology annotation, cellular component: MCM complex; nucleus. Gene Ontology annotation, molecular function: ATP hydrolysis activity; ATP binding; single-stranded DNA helicase activity. NCBI's taxonomy places the organism in Eukaryota, Metazoa, Arthropoda, Insecta, Coleoptera, Scarabaeidae. The record is from RefSeq and is a predicted model, not a curated record. Gene Ontology annotation, biological process: DNA replication initiation; DNA strand elongation involved in DNA replication; DNA replication.
AUGGUUCGAAGAGACUACGAUAAAGAUAAAGAAAACCUUAAAACUUUCUUAACCGAAUUUUGUUCGCAAGAUGAUCUUGGGAAGAAACACUUUAAAUAUUGUGAGCAAUUAACAAAAUUAGCUCACAGAGACCAAGUGGCAAUGUACAUUGAAUUGGAUGAUCUUCAUGAAUAUAAUGAUACUUUAGCUGAAGCUGUUAUAAGCAACACCCGAAGAUAUUUGAAUAUUAUGGGUGAUUUAGUUUACGAGUUACUCCCCACUUUUCGAAAUCACGAAGUCAUUGCUAAAGACGCUUUGGAUGUUUAUAUCGAACAUCGGAUUAUGAUGGACAGUCGAGUGCGACAACCAAACGAACAACGAGAUCCUAAAAAUAAAUUUCCACCCGAGUUAAUGAGAAGAUAUGAAAUAUAUUUUAAAGAUAUGUCCACAUCAAAAAAUGUUCCAAUUCGGGAAGUAAAAGCUGAUCAUAUUGGUAAAUUAGUAACAGUGAGAGGUAUUGUGACAAGAUGUGGAGAUGUAAAACCCAUGAUGAGUGUUGCUACUUACACUUGUGAUCAAUGUGGGGCUGAAACUUAUCAACCAAUUGCUGGGUUGAGUUUUAUGCCCAUAACUAAAUGUCCUAGUGAAGAAUGUAGGGUUAAUAAAUCAGGGGGGAAUUUGUAUUUACAAACUAGGGGAUCGAAAUUUAUUAAAUUUCAAGAAAUUCGUAUGCAAGAAUUGAGUGAUCAAGUUCCUGUUGGACACAUUCCUAGAUCAUUAACAAUCUUUUGCCGCGGAGAAAACACCCGUCAAGCUUUACCUGGUGAUCACAUCGCGAUUACCGGCGUUUUUUUACCUUUAAUAAGAACCGGUUUUCAACAAAUUUCAGGAGGACUUUUAUCAGACACUUAUUUAGAAGCACAUCGAGUAAUUUCUUUAAAUAAAAGCACCGACGAUGAAAUCGCCUCUCAAAAUUUAACUCAACAAGAAAUGGCUACAUUAACCGAAGACGAUUUUUAUUCAAAAUUAGCACUUUCUUUAGCCCCAGAAAUUUAUGGCCAUUUAGACAUAAAAAAAGCACUUCUCCUUUUGUUAGUUGGAGGCGUCGAUCGGCGCCCUGACGGAAUGAAAAUACGUGGAAACAUAAAUAUUUGCUUAAUGGGUGACCCCGGAGUCGCUAAAUCUCAACUUUUAGGUUACAUUAAUCGUUUAGCCCCAAGAAGUCAAUAUACAACAGGACGUGGUUCUUCCGGCGUUGGUUUAACAGCUGCUGUUAUGAAAGAUCAUACAACCGGCGAAAUGAUGUUAGAAGGGGGUGCUUUAGUUCUUGCAGAUCAAGGUGUUUGUUGUAUUGAUGAAUUUGAUAAAAUGGCUGAUGCCGAUCGUACUGCUAUACACGAAGUUAUGGAACAACAAACGAUUUCUAUUGCUAAAGCUGGUAUAAUGACGUGUUUAAACGCUAGAGUAUCAAUAUUGGCCGCCGCAAAUCCCGCUUAUGGUCGUUACAAUCCAAAAAGAACGAUUGAACAAAACAUUCAACUCCCAGCGGCUUUAUUAUCGCGUUUCGAUUUGUUAUGGUUAAUUCAAGAUAAACCAGAUAGAGAUAACGACUUAAGAUUAGCUAAACACAUCACUUAUGUUCACCAACAUAGUCAACAACCCCCCACAGAAACUCCCCCCUUAGAUAUGUCAUUAAUGAGAAAAUACAUUGCGUUGUGUAAAUUGAAAGACCCAACUAUCCCAGCUGAAUUAACCGAAUUUCUUGUUUCUGCUUAUGUAGAAUUACGAAAAGAAGCUCGUAAUUCACGCGAUAUGACAUUCACCUCAGCAAGAAAUUUAUUAGGAAUCUUACGUUUAUCAACAGCUUUAGCCCGAUUAAGACUUUCAGAUGUAGUUGAAAAGGAUGAUGUGAAUGAAGCGAUUCGCUUGAUGGCGAUGAGUAAAGAUUCUUUGAAUCAUUCGAUUGAGAAUAAAGGAACAAGACCAAUGAAUGUAAACGACAAAAUCUUCGCGAUUAUUGGCGAAUUAGCUGGCGAUAACAAAACGGUUAAAGUUUCUGAUAUAUUAGAAAAGUGCGCCAGUAAAGGUUAUAAUCCAGAUCAAGUUGAUGCUUGCAUUGAGGAGUAUGAAGAAUUAAACGUUUGGCAAAUUAACCAAACCAAAACUAGAAUCACAUUUAUUUAAAAUCUUAAAAAUAAUUAGAAAUUAAUGUUUUUCAUGAUUAUAAUCACAUUUAUGUUGUAGUAUGUAGUUAAUUAAAAAUAAGAGUUUUUUGUACCUACUUUUAUAAUAAUUAAAAUAAAUGAUGAAAUAAAA